Brachypodium distachyon (stiff brome) is the source of this 2310-nucleotide messenger RNA. RefSeq names its product TOM1-like protein 9. Lineage: Eukaryota; Viridiplantae; Streptophyta; Magnoliopsida; Poales; Poaceae. The transcript is spliced from 10 exons. Bases 136 to 2127 code for a protein of 663 amino acids. Gene Ontology annotation, molecular function: ubiquitin binding; phosphatidylinositol binding. Gene Ontology annotation, biological process: protein transport to vacuole involved in ubiquitin-dependent protein catabolic process via the multivesicular body sorting pathway. The record is from RefSeq and is a predicted model, not a curated record.
CUUUCCUCAAACCUUGUGCGACCGACCGGACAUGCCCAAGCAAACACGGACGGAAGAACCGAGAGGCUAGCCGGCUAGGGUUUCCGCCCGUUGUUCUUUCCCGUCCCCGUCGACUCCGACCAGGGGCUCGCCGUGAUGCCGCAAUCGGUCCAUGUCGAUCGCGCGACCAGUGAAUCGCUCAUCGGUCCCGACUGGUCCCUCAACCUGGAGAUCUGCGACAUCCUCAAUCACGACCCCUCGCAAGCCAAAGAUGUAGUGAAGUCUAUCAAGAAACGAAUUGGGCAUAAGAAUUCAAAGAUCCAGCUUCUUUCACUAACAUUGCUGGAGACGCUGAUUAAAAAUUGCGGAGAUUUUGUUCAUAUGCAUGUUGCCGAGAGGGAUAUACUCCAUGAAAUGGUGAAGAUAGUUAAGAAAAAGCCUGAUUAUCAUGUAAAGGAGAAGAUUCUCAGUCUGAUAGAUACCUGGCAAGAAGCUUUUGGUGGUGCUCGUGCAAGAUAUCCACAAUAUUAUGCAGCCUAUCAAGAGCUGCUGCGUACUGGAGCUGUAUUUCCUCAAAGAUCAGAGAGCUCAGUGCCAAUAUACACUCCACCACAGACUCAACCUCUACAGAACUACCCUCCUGCUUUACGCAAUACUGACUAUCAUCAAGAGGCAUCUGAUUCUUCUUUGGCACAAGAAGUACAUACAUUGAGCUUGACAGAAAUUCAGAAUGCACGUGGUGUCAUGGAUGUUCUCUCAGAGAUGUUAAAUGCUAUUGAUCCUGGUAACAGAGAGGGUCUAAGGCAGGAGGUCAUUAUGGACCUUGUGGACCAAUGCCGUUCUUACAAGCAGAGGGUGGUACAGCUCGUCAACACAACCUUCGAUGAGGAGCUACUAAGCCAGGGCCUUGCAUUGAAUGAUGAUUUGCAGCGUGUUCUAGCAAAACAUGAUACAAUUGCUGCAGGCAUAGCAGUCCAGGCAGAAAAGCCGAAACCACUGCAGGCCCCCGAAAAUAGUACUCCACCGACAAAGCCAGAUGGGACAAAAGAGACACCUCAAAGGUCUUCUGAAGCUCCAGGUAACAUUCCUCCAUCUGAGCUAUUAGCACUUCCUGCUCCUCCAUCAUCCAGCAGUUCAAAGCCUCGUGGAGAAGCAGCUGUUAGCCCUAGUAUUGACCUACUGAGUGGAGAUGAUUAUUUCAAGCCAGAACCUGUUAAUUCCCAAGCUCUUGUUCCUUUAGGCAAUCCACCUGCAGCUUCAGCUUCAGGCCACAAUACCUUAGAUCUUGUAGACAUGUUUUUGCAAAGCAAUGGUAGCAAUAACAACCAUAACCCUGUCAUUUCGUCACCUAUAUCAAACUCAAAUCCUAAUCUCUCAGCAGCACAAGCUUAUCCAGCUGCACAGUGUCCUGUUCCACCACAGCAGUCUUCUCCAUUUUCUAAUGGGUUGACUUCCAAUACAAUGCCAACUUAUGUUCAAGGUUCUGAACUAAAAUCAGCAAGUCCAUGGGAUGGUCAGUUUGCUCAAGGGAUGAUUCAACCACAGCAGGCACCAAACUAUGGUCAAGAUGAUCAGAGCAGCGACCUCCCACCACCACCAUGGGAAACUCAGCCUGCACAAAGUGAUCAAUUCGAAGCUGGCCAACUUCUAAUGCCAUCAGGACAACUUGGAGGCAUUCCACCGCAACCUGUCCAAGUUGGUCAGCCUGCUGAAGCUUCACCAUCUCAACCAUUGCUGACCGGACAACCAGGAGGAAUGCAGCAACAUCCACAUUCCAUGCCAAACAUGCAGUACGGGGUAAUGUAUCCACCAAUGCAAGGCAACCAAACAGCGAGCAUGUAUGCCCAGCAGAUGGCUGGAGAUCUCUACCAGCAACAGAUGUAUGGCGACCAGAUGGCCGGUUAUGGCUAUGGACAGCAGCCUGGAGGCUACUAUGUGCCGAAUUCUGCAUAUGCCGGUGCAAACGAGCUUUCUCAGAGAAUGAAUGGGCUAGCCUUGCAAAACAACAGUUUGUAUGGCACACCUACAUCUUCCCUUCAGCAAGCUAAUAGACCAACAAGACCUGAAGAUUCACUUUUUGGUGAUCUGGUUAACAUUGCCAAAACAACGCCUAGCAAAACUACAGCUAAUAAGGCUGGUGAGUUGUAAAGAUGAAUGGAACCUUGUUACCAUAUCUGUCACAGAGAUAGCUUUUGCUCAUAAUACAUAGAAGAAAUCUGUGAGUUAUAGAUUUUGAAAAUCAUAGCAAGUGUGGUUUGGUAUAAUUCUAUUUUGUUUACUUGAAAGCAAUUAUAUUUUGUUUACUUGUUGCAAGUCCCCAUAUUUUCUUAA